Molecule: messenger RNA, 1518 nt
Organism: Paramecium tetraurelia
Lineage: Eukaryota; Ciliophora; Oligohymenophorea; Peniculida; Parameciidae
Exons: 5
Biological process (GO): transmembrane transport
Molecular function (GO): transmembrane transporter activity
Source: RefSeq, a predicted model, not a curated record
AUGAGAUAAUGCUUUCCAUUUCUAAACAAAUGCCACUACAAGUAUAGAUGGGGUGUGCUUGGAUUUUGUAUCUGGCUUGUUUUGGGAGCAUUUUAUUGUUUUGAUAUUCCAACUUCUUUGCACAACACAUUAUAGGGACAUUUUUCUGAUAUUAUGACACCUGAAGCAUUUGAGCUAUAUUAUGGAGGGUUGUAUAGUUUAUAUUCAUUUGCAAAUAUUUUUCUUCCAUUUAUUAGCGGAAAAAUUAGGGAUUAAAAGGGUGAUAGAAUAGUGUUGAUUCUUAUGGUGGUUUUAGUAAUGAUAGGGCAAUUAAUCUUUGUCUAUGGAGUCCACCUAAAAAGCUUCAUGGUUAUGUAUUUGGGUAGAAUCAUAUCAGGUUGGGGCAUAGAAUCAGUUGUUCCUACACAAACCUCUUUCAUUUCUCCAUAUUUUAAAGAUGACUUUUUGGGUUUUGCAGUUGGCUUGAAUGAAUUUUUUGCAACUUUAGGGUCUAUAUUAACAAUGUAUUUAUGCCCUAAAUUGGCUUUAGAAUAUGGUUUAUUGAUAGCAGUAUCUAGCGGAAUAUUUUUUAAUUCAUUUAGCCUUAUUUGUGGAGUAAUCACUGUGAUAUUAGAUAAACAUGCAGAAAAACACCUUUUGGAAUUAGUGAAUUAUGAUUAAGUCAAAUAUUCUGUUUUGCGAUCAUCAGAAAAUCGUAGUCCCAGAUAAAGUGGUGGGAACAAUGCCAAUGGAGUUGAGAUAAAUUAUAAUAAGAAUGUUGGAGAAGAUGUAAUAGAAGUAGACGAGAUUUAAUCAGAAAAGCAAAAUGGAGAAGAUGGCUAGAUUCUAUCUUAACCAGAUGCUGUAUAGGCUAUUGAAACGUUUCCCAAAAUAUUUUGGCUUGUUAGCUGGUGCUAUGCAUUAAUUUAUAGUUCAGUAUUAGGAUUCAUUAAUAUUUCAGUUGGAUUACUAUCUGAGAGAUGGUUUGGAGUGACUGAAGAAUCAGAGAUUGAAGCAGGAUUUGUAGUCUCAAUUAUGUGGUUCAUAACUGGACUCUUUACACCAUUAUUUGGUAGCUAUACAGAUAAAUAUGGUUAAAGAUCCUCAUUACUAAUAUUUGCAACUGUGUUAUGUACUUUUUCUCACUUGAUGAUAUGGUAUGUCUUUCCAUUCUUAUCUCUGAUCUUGCUUGGAACUUCAUUGGCUCUAGCAUUUGCUUCUGCUUGGACUGGAAUUGUGUUUUUGGUUAGACCUGACACUUUGGGUAAGGCAUAUGCUUUGGUUAUUGCUGUAUAUAACUUCACAUUCACUCUUGUGCCUCUAGCCGUUGGUGCUUUAAGAGCAUAUUAUGGGACAUAUUUUUAUUCAUAAAUUAUGUUAUCUGUUUUAGGAGCCAUUGCUUUUGUGCUUUCUAUAAUAAUUUAUUAACUAGAUCACAGUUAAGAAAAUAUUCUUGAUGGAAAUGGACAAUAUGCAGUUAGUGCAACUAGUUUGGAAAAGAACUUUCCAAAUGAAACUGCACAUCUAAAAGAGGAUUGA